CACGAUUUAUUUUACGAUGCAGAACAGCAGCGUGAUAAUGAUAGAGCCCUUCGUAGGGCUGGAAGGGACAUUGAACGAGAACGUCACAAACUCGAAAAUGAAGAAAAGAAAUUGGAAUUAGAGAUCGACUGGCCAUACCUACUUAUCUACUUUCAUUGCAAAAAGGCAGCCAAGGAAGGCAACAAAGAUGCGUGUACAUUGCUAGCUAAGCAACUGGUUCAGCUGAGAAAGCAAAAGAAUCGAACUUAUGCGGCCAAUAGCAAGAUCAGUAGCGUUGGCAUGCAAAACAAAACUAUGGGUGCGAAUAUAGCAUUGGCUGGCGCAAUGAAAACCACAACGAAAACAAUGGCUGAUAUGAACAAAAUAAUGAGACCCGAAGCUAUUGCUGGCGACAUGAAAGCAUUCCAAAUGGCUAAUAUGAAAAUGGAAAUGACCGACGAAAUGAUCAAUGACACAUUGGACGAUAUGCUGACGGAAUCCGGUGAUGAAUCCGAAUCCGAUCAAAUUGUCAGCCAGGUUCUCGAUGAAAUCGGAAUUGAAAUAUCUGGAAAGAUGUCCAAUGCACCAACAUUGACCGAUACGAUUGGAAAUGCGAGUAAGGAAAAAGACAUUGAGGCACAGUUGGCUCGGUUGAGAACCACAUAAAGGAUGAUUGUGA
Messenger RNA from Bradysia coprophila, 658 nucleotides. RefSeq names its product charged multivesicular body protein 2b-like. Gene Ontology annotation, biological process: vacuolar transport. The record is from RefSeq and is a predicted model, not a curated record. NCBI's taxonomy places the organism in Eukaryota, Metazoa, Arthropoda, Insecta, Diptera, Sciaridae.